Messenger RNA from Sinocyclocheilus rhinocerous, 3386 nucleotides. RefSeq names its product USP6 N-terminal-like protein. The record is from RefSeq and is a predicted model, not a curated record. Gene Ontology annotation, biological process: regulation of GTPase activity. The transcript has 15 exons. Bases 134 to 2530 code for a protein of 798 amino acids. Gene Ontology annotation, molecular function: small GTPase binding; GTPase activator activity. NCBI's taxonomy places the organism in Eukaryota, Metazoa, Chordata, Actinopteri, Cypriniformes, Cyprinidae.
UGUUCUCACGCUCGGAUCAGUCAGAGUUAAACUGGAGUCUCGUCUGUCCACGCUGAGCGGCUUCACUAUGAACACACAUGUUAUUUACUAACAGCCUGUGCAGCGCAGAGCGUCUGUUUUCAAAGAUUUUGAAAUGAAGAAGGACAUUGAUACUCUAAUAGCUGAAGAACGGGCUGAGAUCAUCAAAAAAUAUGAGAAGGGCAGGCAGGAGGGUGUGCACAUUAACCCCUGGGAGGAUGCCGACUACAGCAUCUACAAGGUCACGGACCGCUUCGGUUUCCUGCAUGAAGAGGAACUGCCAACACCCACCGCAGCAGAGGAUAAGUACAAACUCCAUGAGGUUGAAAGAGAGGAAAAAUGGGUUAAGAUGGUGAAAAAGUGGGACAAGUACCGCAACAGUGAAAAGAUGAUGAAGCGGGUAUACAAGGGGAUUCCCUUGAAGCUGCGCGGUCAGGCCUGGGCUCUGCUGCUGGACGUGGAAAAGGUGAAAGAGGCGAAUUACAGGAAGUACGAGAAAAUGAAGGAACAAGCCAAUAAGUAUUCGACAGAAAUUAAGCAGAUUGAUCUGGAUGUCAACAGGACCUUCAGAAACCAUAUCAUGUUCAUGGAACGCUUUGGGGUCAAACAGCAAGCACUGUUCCAUGUGCUGGCAGCGUAUUCGGUCUACAACACGGAAGUGAGCUACUGUCAGGGCAUGAGUCAGAUUGCUGCCAUUCUGCUCAUGUACAUGAAUGAGGAAGAUGCAUUCUGGGCCUUAUCACAGCUACUGACCAAUCAGAAACAUGCCAUGCAUGGAUUCUUCAUCCCGGGGUUUCCCAAACUCCAGCGUUUUCAGGUUCAUCAUGACCAAAUACUGUCCAAACUCCUUCCCAAACUCAGGAAACACUUGGAUAAGGAACAGAUGUCCACUGGUAUCUACACAACCAAAUGGUUCCUUCAGUGUUUUAUUGACAGGACACCCUUUACACUCACCCUGCGCCUUUGGGACAUCUACAUAUUAGAAGGAGAAAAAGUUCUAACCGCCAUGGCCUAUACGCUCCUCAAAUUGCACAAAAAGCAUCUUCUGAAGAUGUCUCUGGAGGACUUGAGGGAGUUUCUGCAGGAGCGUAUUGCUUCUUCCUUCAGCAUGAGCGAUGAUGCAGUUAUUGAGCACCUACAGUCGUCUAUGUCAGAACUUCGCACGAUGAAGCUUGACCUCCCUGCUCCAGCCAAGGGAGAUGAGUUCCCAAAGAUACCCCUGGGCGAGGAGCGUCCAAUAGUACUGCUUCCAGUAAUCAAGACUGAGUGUGUACCCUUACCACCAUCAGCACACAACAAUCAAACCUCAAACAAGCUUCAGGCAGAAGACACCACCACCCACAAGCAGAGCAACGAAAAACACAUCCCUACCAUUACCUCAUCUUCCCCUCUUUCAAAGCACACCCACUCAACUUCCAACUCUUUACUGUCACAAGCUACACCUGAAGAACCAGGAACCACGGUGAAGAAUGAAGACAGUGCACCUGUACAAAGACCAGAUCAUCUACUACACCCAGAAUCUGCACUGUUUUCAGCAGAGACACUUUCGUUGAAGAAUGAAUGUGUUAGUAGAACCCUAUCAGCGGUGUCUGAAGAUUGGCCUCCUCCGUACCAGCCACCCAUAACAGAUUCAUCCAGUAUCCACUCUUUCAAUCUCCCAGAACUACCUCCUCCACCUCUUCCCUGUACCAAAGAAGGGGUCGAGCUUUCGCCUCUAGAAGAGGAUGUCCCAUUUUGCCUUCCUCCACCUCCACCACCAAUUACCCAACCUUUGGAUCUCAUCUUAGAAGAUCCAUCUUCGUCACCUUCCUCGUAUAGAUCCUAUCGGCAGCUAAGCAAGUUUCCGGUCAACCUGUAUGUGCCACCAUCAUCAGGUGACCGGAGACCUUCCAACACCUCGCAUUACGACAACCUCUCAGAAGAGGAGGAUCUGUCUGUGGAGAGGCUGCUGGAGAUGGUGGCCACAUUGCCGCAAAACUCAAACUUGAGUCUCAUGAACACCACCCUUCCCCUUCCUCCAGAAGAUGCCAUGUCUCUUCCUCUACCGCCCCCAUCUAUGUUCUUCUACACGCCUGAAUCUUCGCCACUCCCUCCACCUCCUUCAUGCAUUGAGGCGGUAAACAGUUGGGUGACUCCAGACUGCAUUUUUACCCAACCACCUAUUGACUUUGCAGAUAAACCCAACCUUGUAUCUUCAGUCCCGUGCAAUCAGGUGGUUCCAAACCAGACUGAUCAAGAUAGGAGUCAGUCACAGCUCCCAAGACUACCGCCCAAAAAAUCACGACCCAAUCAGGUGGUUCCAAACCAGACUGAUCAAGAUGGGAGUCAGUCACAGCUCCCAAGACUACCGCCCAAAAAAUCACGACCCAAUCAGGUGGUUCCAAACCAGACUGAUCAAGAUGGGAGUCAGUCACAGCUCCCAAGACUACCGCCCAAAAAAUCACGACCCACAAUGCGCUCUCCUGUACACUCUGAUUCAGACUUCUGUCGAAUGCAUGUUUCAAGUCAUUAGUUGCUGGAGUCACACUUAAGUAGUGUGAACUGAAGGCAUGUUUCCAUCGUUUGGACUUUUGUGCUUCGAUGAUAUCAAGUGAACGUAUUUCAAUCUUUUAGGUGUUGCAAUGUGUGUUAUAUAUGACCAAUCUAAACAGAAUGCUAGAAUGUGUUUUAUCAGUGUGUCAUGCAAAUUUGAUGUACUGGAAUCUCCUUUUCUUAGGUGAAGCAUUAUAGUUGUAGCAGUUAUCAGAAUAACCAUUCAGCUAGUUGAGCAACCAGUCUUCCAGGGAGUCAUCAUGUGGUUUGAAAUUAUAUCUUUAAUUUGUUUAGUAUUUGAGUUACUGAUAUUUCCACUGGUCACCACAGAAUACGUGACAUUCACCAUUAUUUUGUUUGUGUCUCUGUUGUUUUCUGGGAGAUAUUAUGUCCCCCGCAAUUAGAUCAGUUGUUAUUUCUUUGUCUUAUGUUUUAUUGGUUGGUUUUAUAUCUUGGUGCAAUUGUUUUCUUUUUAAACUUUGGUUAUAUUAUGAAAAUGCAUCUAACGAUGCACAUUAAAUAUGAAGAUGUUGUGGAAAUGUAAACAAGGAUCUUACCACACUGACAUAAGUUCCCUGAUUACAUUGAAAGGGCAUUUUUCAGUGGUCUCUGAUUUGCUCAAAAAGGAAAUUCCUUCAACUGUAAACCUUAGUGCUGUGUACUGCCCUCUUUCGCCAUCUUGUGGAAGAUGAUGAAGCACAGCUUGGUCAAAAUUAUAUACUGGGAAAUACAGCCACCACACUGAAUGUUAAAAUGAAGAAACUGUAUAUUCAAGGUCAUUUUAUGGCUUUGUUGUGUAAUUGUAAAUAGAACAGGUUUGAUUUGCACUUUGUUGU